CAGAGAAAAAGCUGUGGCAAACAUAUUGGAGCGAAUCGCUUUGGAGUGAGAAGACUACGUUGGAGCAUGCGACAAUUGCGACAUGAACGAACUAGAGAAAAACGCGGAUGCAUCCAUCCACUGCAUCCACGGACUCACGUAGACCCGCGAGUGCCGCGAGUCACGUUCUACGCAAAUUCCGGCGGGAUUCGUAUGUUAAUACGUCGCCGAUUGACAAUCUUGUCCAGAUAUGAAUUCAUCAAUGAUGAUCGAAAAGUCUGCGAAGGGCGAGGCAAAAGUCGCCAAAGUGACAGAUACUCAGGACGAUCCGUACUACGUGGAAAAAUGUGCUCGUUGGAUUCGGACAAAUGCAUUGAAACAGGUAUGUCUACAAUUUCCCGACGACUUGUUACCGAACUCAAUAGACAUUGCACUACGUUUAGAGAAAAGCGUAGGACAAAAAGUAUACAUCUUAGGGGAUACAACUUGCGGUAGUUGCUGUAUUGACGAAGUGACAGCGCAGCACAUUGGUGCAGAUGGCAUAAUACACUUUGGACACGCCUGUCUUAAUCCCACCACACGUUUGCCAGUCUUUCAUGUUUUGCCAAGAAAGGAAUUAAACACAACAGAGCUUAUUGAUGAGUUCAAGCGAGUUUUCUCUGAUUGCACGAAAAAGAUUAUAUUUUUCUACGACGUGGCGUAUGCACAUAAAAUUGAACAUAUACAUAAUAUAUUGAAGCCUAUAUAUAAACACUUGAUAUUAUCAAAAUUAAAUUGCACAUCGAACGUGGAAUAUACUGAUACAAAAACGAGUUUGACCUCAGUUAUCUUAGGUAGAAAUUACAGUUUAGAAAAUGGAUACAAUAUACAGGAUUAUGAAGGGUUCUUUUUGGGCGAGAAGGAAAAGACUCUUUCAUUAAUGGCGAUGAGUAUACCUGUGAAAAGAUGGUAUUCGUUUACAAAUGGUAAAAUUAGUGAGUUUGAAGCAUUAAAUACGCCUUGGUUAAAACGAAGAAGAUAUCUAAUAGAAAAGCUAAGAGAUGCAAAAGUGGUGGGAAUUGUAGUAGCCACAUUAGGCAUUCAAGAUUAUUUAACAGCUAUAAACACGGUGAAAAAAAUUCUCAAGCAGAAAAAUAAAAAAUCUUAUCUUCUUAGUGUAGGAAAAAUAAAUCCUGCCAAGCUUGCAAAUUUCCCCGAGAUUAAUGCUUUUGUUGUGAUAGCUUGUCCAGAGAAUGAAGUAUUUGAUUCGAGAGACUAUUUCAAGCCUAUGCUUACAGUAUACGAAGUUGAAUUGGCAUUUAACAGCGCGAGAGAGUUCUGUCCACAAUAUUUUAUGGACUUUCGGCAGGUAUUACCCGGUGGUCAACACUAUGUCGAUUUUAAGCCAUCAGUGGACUCGGAUAUCUCUCUCAUUACUAGUAAUAUCAGAAAUUGCGAGGAUGAUACUUUAUAUACAGAUCAAAUGAAUGCUUUGACAGUGCGUUCAUCAGGUACUGUUGCCAUUGGUAAGGCUGGAGCUCAAUAUCUACAAGAAAGAUCCUGGAAGGGUGUCGAACAAAGACUUGGUGAAGAUCCGGUACAGCCAGCAGAAAUUGGUCGCACUGGAUUAGCGUGGGAAUAUACGAAUGAAACUUUAAAAACAGACAAAAAUAACGUACAAGUAGAAUAAAUAUAGUAUUUUUAGGUAUA
Messenger RNA from Solenopsis invicta (red fire ant), 1668 nucleotides. It is a transcript of the gene Dph2, whose product is annotated as 2-(3-amino-3-carboxypropyl)histidine synthase subunit 2. The transcript has 5 exons. The record is from RefSeq and is a predicted model, not a curated record. NCBI's taxonomy places the organism in Eukaryota, Metazoa, Arthropoda, Insecta, Hymenoptera, Formicidae. Bases 230 to 1648 code for a protein of 472 amino acids. Gene Ontology annotation, molecular function: 2-(3-amino-3-carboxypropyl)histidine synthase activity. Gene Ontology annotation, biological process: protein histidyl modification to diphthamide.